AGUACUCGGCGUUCUUGGUUCCAUCUCUCUCCCAGGUGUUUUUAGGACGACAGAUGCAACAAGAGAAACUUCGGUUUUCUCUACGUGUCCGUCUCUGUUUCGCUGGUCUGGAUUGCGAGCAUUUAGUUGGAGGGAGGGACAUUUUGGGAGGAUUUGUUGGUUUGUGUUCUUGCGAGCAAGGAGAUAUUGAAGGGAGGAUUUGUUCAGGAGGUGGAGAACGAGGAUGGUUUCGUUGGUGUCUCGGCAGGGAAGGCACCUCCAGCGGUACACCAGCACCGGCGGUCGACUCGUUGUCGGAUGCAUUCCAUACAAAUUUAAGAUUGACAAGCCAUGUGACUAUGACAUUGAUCAAGCAAUGGAGGUUCUGGUUAUUAGCUCACAGAAAGGGCAUGGCAUGAUGUUCCCAAAGGGAGGUUGGGAGCUUGAUGAAACCAUAACACAAGCGGUGUCUCGAGAGGCUUUGGAGGAAGCUGGUGUACGAGGAAAUCUUGAGGAUAAACUUGGCACAUGGAGUUAUAAGAGCAAAAGUCAUGAUGCAUUUUAUGAGGGAAUCAUGUUCCCUCUGAAUGUCACAGAGGAACUGUUUCAUUGGCCUGAGAUGGAUGUGCGAAGACGGCGAUGGGUGACAGUAGCAGAAGCAAGGGAGGGAUGCCAGCAUCCAUGGAUGAAAGAAGCAUUGGAGAGACUGGUGACACGUCUCUCGAAUUCAAGUAGGUGAAAGACCACUAUGGCAUAGCAUACCUUCAUCACUGCGCUCUCAACUUCUAUGUCUGUACAUACCAGCUGCACGAAAAGGCUGAGGUUUUCAAAUGACUCAGUAGUUCCCAAGAAACUCUAGAAAACAAUGCAGCUGCAUCUUGGAUGAGUACAGAAUUUGACAACAUAUAUUGUAGAUGCCGGUCGGAUAGUUUUUCACACGGCCUAAUCAAAUAUACUUGUAUUUUUUGUUAAAAAUUUUCCUCUGACAAAUUUGAUGAGCAGCAGAUACAAAAGCACUCAAUGGAACAUGUCCAUGUGCUGCAAACUACAGCAGUCUGUAAUCUGUCACCGUCAUGCUAAUUAGUUAACUAACAGAUGCUUUCGACUUCUUGUCUGCUUACCUGAAAGUGCCAAGCUGUCCCAAAUCUUAGCUAUGUUACCAGGCCUUUUUGGUCCGUGAUACUGGUCAUCAUAGUAGUCUGUUUUUCCACAAGCAUGCAUGGAGUUCAUAGUACAGGCAUUCAUGGAGUUCAUAGGACAAGCCUUUAGUGCAAGUGCUGAGGGUUUGAUUCUUUUCCACUGAAAGAAAAAAUUUUCAGUUUAAAAUGAUAAUUCAAGAUCAUUUAUUUGCUGCAUUAUAAGGAACAACCACCUGGAACAAGUAUAUUGCCUGUCGCAUGGGUCUUAUGCAAUCAAAGGAUACCUUGGAAGGAAUUUCUCAUAACCAAGGUGUUUGAGGACCCGCAAUGAUUGGUAAAAUUUCAUGGAGUUUCAGAGUAGUGAUUGGUGUUUAUAGAUCACCAGUUCCUACAAGCAAAAGCACCCAAUUAAGGAGGGCUAAAAAAUAGAUUAACAAUUGUAUAGCCAUCUGAGGAAGGAAAAAGGAAGAGAUGGAGUCCUCCAAUGCCCAGUUUGAUUGCAGAAUAGUAGACAACAGAUUUAACAAUUGUAUAGCCAUCUGAGGAAGGAAAAAGGAAGAGAUGGAGUCCUCCAAUGCCCAGUUUGAUUGCAGAAUAGUAGACAACAGAUUCUCAUUCCAACCAAACAACUGCCCCUGAUCCCGAGUUUUACUUAAUUAUAUGAUCCCAUUCAACAGCCUUCUAUUCUGGCCUAUUCGGGUUUUAUCGGGUUAAAGUUACCAAAUGAAGAGGGUGAAAGUGGAAUUUCUCCUGCAGCAAAGGAGGAUCUCAUUUCAUGGAUCUUUCUUUUUUUUUCUUUCUUUUUUUUUUUUUUUUUGAAUUCUGGAUUAUUUCUUUAAGGUAAUCAAAUAGAAUCCAAGCUUAUUCCAUGAAUGCAGGAAUAACUAGGAAUGGUUACUUCAAGCUUUAAGUAUGCACCACAAAACAUGACCUUGGAGAGAACCCAAGUCACCUAAGUAAAAUGAUCCACAUGGAUGGUUAUCAUUGGUAGUGGUUUAAUGUAUUGUUGAGAGGCCUUGUAGUGUCCAGAUUUUUGAAUAUACCAGCUUGAUUGUGCCAAGUACUUUCCAUCUCUAGCCAUUCAACACACCGGACUCCUUGGUUUUCUGAUGCCUACUGCACUUGAUUUAGAGAAAUCAACUAUGAUGUUUAACCGUCUGGCAGUUAGAUGAUCUACUAUGAUAAGUCAAAGCUAUAUAUUUGGAAAUGGAAGUGUUUGUUAUUUGCAGAUAGGCUCUUGCUGAUCCCCCCUAGUGGUGAAUUCCCAUGUUUAUGUGCCUGCUUUCUAGGUUGUUGUGUCUUUCAAGAUUUGUUAAACUGGCUGGUGGCUGCUACUUGAUAUUUUUUGUGGGGUCAUGAUGCAAAUAAAAAUCUACUUAGCUUGAU
Molecule: messenger RNA, 2504 nt
Organism: Elaeis guineensis (African oil palm)
Lineage: Eukaryota; Viridiplantae; Streptophyta; Magnoliopsida; Arecales; Arecaceae
Product: nudix hydrolase 17, mitochondrial
Cellular component (GO): cytoplasm; nucleus
Molecular function (GO): pyrophosphatase activity
Source: RefSeq, a predicted model, not a curated record